AUGAAGUUCCCCCUCGUCUUGGCCGCUCUCUUUGCUGGCAGCCUCGCCACUGUUGCCCAGCCUGGAGUCGGUCCGCCCGCAUUGGGGACCUGCCGGGGUGCGGACGUGGCAAUCGCGGCCGCUCUCGCCGUUCUCAGGCGGUUGUUGCCCGUCUAUCCCCAACUGGAACCGGCUAUCAAAGCCGGCGUCGCCAGAUUCAAAAACGAGAUCAGGUGCGGCCCCGCUCCCGACGAGCCCGAAGCUCCGGCGGACGACCAGAUGGACUGCCACGGUAUCGUGGACACGGGCAUCGAUCGGGCCGCCAAGGUGCUCCGAGAUAACUUCGGGCCUAUUGCGCCCGAUGGUUUCGAUGAGGGCGUGACGAAGGGCAUCAAGGACUUCAAGAAGAGGCUGGGCUGCAAGCCAGUGGUCGUGGACCCUGAGCCAGCUGGACACAAGUUCUAG
Molecule: messenger RNA, 444 nt
Organism: Cordyceps militaris CM01
Lineage: Eukaryota; Fungi; Ascomycota; Sordariomycetes; Hypocreales; Cordycipitaceae
Exons: 1
Coding region: 1-444 (147 amino acids)
Source: RefSeq, a predicted model, not a curated record